AUUCGAUUCUCACGAACGCUUCCAGAUGGUUCGUUCCUCUCCGUCUCACAUCGAUCAUCUUACACUACACUACACGUGUCCACGCACACAUACACACAGACAAAGAGGAGAACAGAACAACAGGCACAGAAGCAAGACCUACUAUCCGUCAAGUGCAAGCAAAAGCAUCGCAGAGCAGAGCAGAGCAGUCCUUCGGACCACACUCCCUCUGCAUGCACUGACUGCACUUCAAGACUCGUUCCUAUCACCACCCCCAACCUCCACAGAGGCAUCAUACACACCUAGCUGCACCACAUCCCGAAGCCGCCUCAGCUCAAACAGACACAGCGGCCUCUCACCAUGACCCAGUCGUCUCGGCACCAUCCCUGCCAUCCACAUAUCACCAGCACCAUCCAACACAGCCGUAAACUCCCCCCCAGCAGCCACAGCAGCCACACGAGACAUGUCAGGGGGAAGGGGGACGGCCGUCGGCGUCUCGACAUUCAGGCUGGCCGCCGUGGCAUCAUCCUCUCCAUCGAGGCUCUGACUAGACGUCGAUCGGACAAAAGGUGGUGGAGGCGAGGGCGAUGGCUGCCUCUCUCUCCGCAGCAGAGGGGCGGGUGACGGAGCCCGCCUUCCAGGCUCCCCCAAAGCAUCGUUUGCAUCAUCUCGACCGCCCCCUACCCCCAGUUGCCCGACAUUGUUUCCCCCGAAGGCGAAGAGCCGCCCAGCGGUCGUCCACGCGACCGAGUGUUCGCCCCCACAUACGACCCUCACCACUCGCUCUGUGGCCAUCAGGGGGAUAUGGAUCCGUUGCGGCUCAUCUAAACGGCUGCUUGGCGAUGCGCUCCGCUGCGGCAUCAGGGGAGGGGGAGGGACAGGGAUGGCCAUCGGGGUGGGGGCCGGCUGGGUGGUGUGGAUGGGGAGGGUGCUGGUGUUGGUGUUGGCUGCUGGGACAGGGGGAGGCAGGGGAGUGGGGCCACGCCCCAGCUGGCCGGACUCGUUGAUCCCCCACGUCCAUACGCGGCCGUCAAUGUUCACCUGACGUAUGAAAGCAGGCAGAGGCUUGGCUUGGCUUCUAUACGUCUUCUGUCUAUCCUUCACUUACGGCGACACUAUGUCGAUGGCCGGCGGCUAUGUGGCCAAUGGCGCCGGCCGCCCUCCUCAGCCCCUGGAUCUCAUGCGCAUGCGGCCCUUCCUCCCUCCGACCAGCCUCGCCCCUCCGUCGCCCAGGACCGAGGUUGCCCCACCCCGCCUCGCCAAAGCCAAACACGCGCCCACAUUGUGACAGCAGCAGUGUGAAGCUGUCCCCUGCCGCGGCACUCACGAUGUGGUAGCUCUCGAUGCCGCCCACUUUCUCCAUCCGUCCUCCUGGCUGCGGGUAGAGAUCUGACCGCCACCUGCCCCACACGAAGGCAUUCCCCGGGUGUGUGAGGGCAAUGGCGUGCCCCAUGCCGCAGACGACGCGGCUGACACGGAGAGAAAGAGAUGGGCUGCUGGGCGUGUGCAGCACGUAGGGCUCCGUGACGAGACGCAAAGGGGCCUCCACAUCCCGGCUGAUGCUGCUCCUGCUGCUGCUGCUGUUCUGAUCACGUGUGGUCAGUCGAGAGGCUGGGAAGCGCUGACGGCUGCGGGCAACAGGGCCGUGGGGAUGGGGUGUUGUGAAAGUUGCCAUGAGGGCGCGCAUCCGAUUGGUCCUCAGACCGAAAUGACAGCUCCCAGCAGUGACGCUGUCGAUGCGCUCUGGCUGCGAAGGGGGAAGGGAAGGUGAUGAGGAAGAUGCCGUCGACGCAGCACCGACAAAGUCGCCCCACAGAAAGCGGCGGAUGGAGCGAGUGCGUGCCGGGGGCGCGGGAAAACUGGCCGGCACGCGCACCGCAGCGACCGAUUGCCGGCCCGGUGAGGCACCGUCCGUCGUCACUCCCAGGGCAAGGAGCUCGAGGCCUCGGCCGAUAAUGAGGAAGUCCCCGUCAGGUCGAUGGCGAUAGAUGAGAUGCUGCGGGCCGGCUUGCAGGGCGACCGGCUCGGCCAGCUGCCUCUCCCUGAAAGCCACAUAACGCAGCUCGGUCUCGCCGGGACGCAGCAGCCGCCGGGGAGAUGCCUGCUCCGCCGACUCGACAGCUGGAUGUGGCUGCGGGUGCGGGGUGGGCAGCGCGGAAGCCGAUGACGCAUGUGGCACUUCCGCAGGCGGAGGGCCGGCCGCUGUGAGACCGAAGCGUUCUGACCCGCUGAUAGACCCGCUAGUGCUCCGGACUCGGCGCAGCGCCUCUGCUGGCAGCUCGGGGACGCUCAGAAAGGUGCUAGACGCCCGGGCGCAGUCUUCAAGAGGUGGAGGCACCUCAGCAGGGUCAGGUGGGAGGGUCCGCUCGACCCCAAGCAGGCGAUCGUGCGCCACAGCGUUGACUGCCGCAUUGAAAGCAGGAGCCACUCCUGCAGUGCUGGCGAGAGAUGCAGUAUCGAGAUGGCCGAGGAUGGCGUUGAGAGGGCCGUGCUCGCUGACCAGCAACUCGGAAGCAGACUCAGCCCCGCCGUCUGCCGCCGCGGCGUCCUGACCGUCAGGCAGAGGGGGUGGUUCUGCUGGGAAUGGACAGGAGCUGCUCGACGUCGGCUGCAUUGGAACUGCCUGGGAGUGCGCUGCUCUGAUGAGGAUGAGGGAGGGAGGGAGGCAUCGGGUGAGCGGCAGCGGUUUCAGGGAGCACCCUAGGCGCAU
This is a messenger RNA of Vitrella brassicaformis, 2689 nucleotides long. The record is from the annotation of a GenBank genome assembly. Lineage: Eukaryota; Vitrellaceae.